CCGGCCGCGGGGCCGCACCGCGCCUCCCCCCGUCCCCCCCUGCUCCGGCUCUCAAUGUUCCACACUGCCCGGCCACAGAGCCGCCGCCGCCGCCGUAGAGCCCCCCGGCCGCCUCCGUCCCCUCCUCGGGCGCCGCGGGCCCGGCCCGGCCCCCCGCCAUCCCGCCCCUCCGACCCAGCAGCGGGACAGGACGCCGGCGAAGUUCCCCACGAUGUCCAGUGAUAGGCAGAGGUCAGAUGAUGAAAGUCCAAGUACCAGCAGUGGUAGUUCAGAUGCUGACCAGAGGGAUCCACCUGCACCUGAACCUGAAGAGCAAGAAGAACGAAAACCCUCUGCCACCCAGCAGAAGAAGAACACCAAACUAUCCAGCAAAACUACUGCUAAGCUAUCUACUAGUGCAAAAAGAAUCCAGAAGGAGCUAGCUGAAAUAACCCUUGAUCCUCCUCCUAACUGCAGUGCCGGUCCUAAAGGAGAUAACAUUUAUGAAUGGAGAUCUACUAUACUUGGACCUCCAGGUUCUGUAUAUGAAGGAGGCGUUUUCUUCUUGGAUAUCACGUUUUCAUCUGACUAUCCAUUCAAGCCACCAAAGGUUACUUUCCGCACCAGGAUUUAUCACUGCAACAUCAACAGUCAGGGAGUCAUCUGUCUGGAUAUCCUGAAAGACAACUGGAGCCCUGCUUUGACUAUUUCAAAGGUUCUGCUGUCUAUUUGUUCUCUUCUGACAGACUGCAACCCAGCUGACCCUCUGGUUGGAAGCAUAGCCACUCAAUACCUGACCAACAGAGCAGAACAUGACAGGAUAGCCAGACAGUGGACCAAGAGAUAUGCAACAUAAAUGACAAACUACUUGUGCAGUGUGAAGGUGCAGAAGGCAACUUUGCAGUGUGCAACAAAUCUUUAUAGCCUUUACAAUACGGACUUCUGUGUAUAUGUUAUACUGAUUCUACUCUGCUUUUAUCCUUUGGAAGACUGGGAUACUGCCCCCCAAAAAGGUAAAUGCUAUCAAGAGUAGAAGUUUGUAGCUGUAGAUUAGUUAUGUUUAAAAUGCCUACUUGCAAGUCUUGCUUCUUUGGGAUAUCAAAAUGUAUUUUGUGAUGUACUAAGGAUACUGUUCCUGAAGUCAACCAAAUAUUAUAGUGCAUUUUAGCCUAAUUCAUUAUCUGUAUGAAGUUAUUAAAGGUAGCUGUAGAUUACUAGGAAUUAUGUCAUUUGUAUUAAACCCAGAUCUAUUUCCAAUAUGUGGUACAUGCUGUUGUGAAAACUGUUUUAACUUUUACCUUUGUCAGUUUGUAAUGAAAGGAUUUCCUUUUUCCCUUUGUAGCUCAGAGAGCACCCAGUGUAUCAUCUCAAACACAAUAAACAUGUUCCCCAA
Molecule: messenger RNA, 1372 nt
Organism: Oenanthe melanoleuca
Lineage: Eukaryota; Metazoa; Chordata; Aves; Passeriformes; Muscicapidae
Gene: UBE2E3
Product: ubiquitin conjugating enzyme E2 E3
Exons: 6
Coding region: 212-835 (207 amino acids)
Biological process (GO): protein polyubiquitination
Cellular component (GO): nucleus
Molecular function (GO): ubiquitin conjugating enzyme activity
Source: RefSeq, a predicted model, not a curated record